AUGAAGAAUUUGUUAAUCCUGGCCUUACUCUACAUCGUCAUUCAUGCUGCAUUUGGCGAAGUACUCGACGAAAAGUUGCCCUAUAAAGGAUUGAAGCCCAAAAGUUGCUUAGAGAUCAAAUAUAUCAACCCGAAUAUCAAUACAAACGGCAUUUACAUUAUAUACGAUAGUAAAAAUGCUGCCUAUCAUGCUUAUUGCGAUUUCAAAAGUGAUGCUCCAUUUGUAUGGACUCUAAUCGAAUCAUUUGAUCGUAAUAUUGGUGUUUAUGGCUCCAAGCUUCCGAACGCCUGGCGUUUCCAACGUAGCUAUACUGUCAAUGCUCCAUACAAUGAAAACAAUCCUGCACAUUGGUCAGCUUUUAGAAUGUCAUUAGCAAACAUGCGAACUAUUAAUUCAAUUAACACUACAACUCAUUGGAGAGCAACCUGUAACUUUAACGAAUAUGCUCAGAAUCUAACUAAAGAUAUCGAACGUAAUGACUAUAUGCGAAAUAAUAUCUGUGACCUCAAUAUAGUCUACUUGUAUUCAUUUGGUUGCCAUCAAUUUGACUAUGUGAUUGUCCGAGGCAAUGCUUGUGUCAGGUGUUAUUUCCCGUUCUGGGCAUCCACUAGUUAUCAUCCGACAUUUUUAGCGUCCCAUACGACUAAGUAUUGUGGACGUUAUAAAUUUCCUGGUGCUGUUCCAUCGCAUCAAGAAUCAGACUUUGGUCACUAUAAUGGUUACAGUACUAAGCAUACAUGCUCUUCUUAUGGAUCAUCGACAGCAAACUGGUGGUUGGGAGGUCUUUAUGAACCUCAAACCCACACCAUGUUGUAA
Messenger RNA from Trichoplax adhaerens, 816 nucleotides. RefSeq lists its product as uncharacterized. Bases 1 to 816 code for a protein of 271 amino acids. Lineage: Eukaryota; Metazoa; Placozoa; Uniplacotomia; Trichoplacea; Trichoplacidae. The transcript has 2 exons. The record is from RefSeq and is a predicted model, not a curated record.